AUGGUUUUGUCGCCGUACGAUUUGAAGAAAGAUCCGUUGGACGCGCAAGAUGCGCUGCUUUUUCGCGCCAGUUUUUGUGGUAAGACUACUGUAGCUUGGGGUACUGUAGAUCAAAAAAUCUGCUCGGAAAAUGCGAUUUUUUGAUGUGAAAAUCAUCAAAAACUGGUAGAAAUGUGGGUUUUUGGGGUACUGUAGAUUACGGUUUUGGAGUACUGUAGGGAGGGUACUGUAGAUCAAAAAAAAAUCCUGGAUUUUUGGAACCAAACUUUCUCGGGUUACUGUAGAUCUUUCAAGAUACUGUAGAUCCUAGAAAACCUGAAAAAUUAGGAGUUUUGGGGUACUGUAGAGGAGGUACUGUAGAUCAGCAAAUUCUGGAUUUUUGACGCCAAAUUCUAUCAGGUUACUGUAGGUUUUGUGACGUGAAAAAUCGAAAUCCACGUGUCAAAUCUGGUUACUGUAGAUCAAAAAUGUGGCACCAAAAAAUUGCGGUAGAUCAAAAAAUUCCAGAAUUUUUUUCCCGUAGGUUCUCGAGGUACUGUAGAUCCUAGAAAAACUGAUAAAAUUAGGGUUUUUGGGGUACUGUAGGGAAGGUACUGUAGAUCAAAAAAAAUUCUGGAUUUUUGGAACCAAAAAUCAUCUGGGAUACUGUAGAUUUUGGCGCCAAGAAAUUUUGUAGAUCAAAAAAUGUCCAAAUUUGCCUUACAGACGACGAACAACGCGACGUCUACGAAGCUGCAAUGGUAAUUCAACGCGCCUACCGCGAAUACCGCGCGCGGAACACGUCGCGUCGUCAAGAAGACCUCGAACGCCGUGCUGCACUCAAAAUCCAGGGUUGCUAUCGUCGUUACAAACAAUUCUGCUACUUCAAAAAGUUGCACAACGCCGCCAUCGUCGUCCAAAAACAUUUCCGGAUGCGGAAACGCGGAGAAGCGGAUGCGAGCGGUGACGCGGCUACGGAAGCGGUACCCGAACAUCCGACACUCGAUGGACAUGCGAUUCGAAUUCAAGUGCCGCAAACGAAUUCGUCGUUGUCGCUUCGCGAACAUCGCGCCGCGACGACUAUUCAACUCGCGUAUCGCGGACAUCGCAAGCGGCAAGCGGCGGCGCGGAAAAUUCAGAAUUUUAUGCGACAAAGUCGCAAUAAGUGAGUUUUGGGGGAGGGGUACUGUAGGGAUUACUGUAGGAGCAUUGCUCAUUUGAAACUCAAAAUAUUGCAUUUUCACUGUAGAUCCUAUAAGUUUCCAAGAGUACUGUAGUUGAGCUUACUGUAGAUUUGGAAUUUUCUAGUUUUCCUUCAGAUCUUGGACUCAUAAAAGGGUACUGUAGAGAUUACUGUAGAUCAAAAUUUUCAAGAUUUCUAGUUUUGAGAUUUCUUGAUUUUCCAGGAGUACUGUAGUUGAGGUUACUGUAGAUUUGGAAUUUUCUAGUUUUCCUUCAGAUCUAAGGGUACUGUAGGUUACUGUAGAUCAGGAUUUUCCAGAUUUCUAGUUUUGAAAUUCUUUGGGAUUUCCCAAGAGUACUGUAGUUUUCAAACUUUUUUUGAGAUUACUGUGUAUUCCUUCAUUUUGCAGGAGUACUGUAGGUUAUAGUUUAUCUAUUUCUACAGUAAUCUGGAUUACUGUAUCUCAAAAUGUACUUUUCUAGCGAUCACCAUGUUCAAUUUUCAAUGGUAAGAAAUUUUUUUCAAAAAUUUUUUUUGAAAAAAAAUUUGAAAAUGUUGUGAUGUAGUUGUGAUUUUUUUUUGAUUUUUUGCCGCCAAAAAUUUGAAUUUUGAAAUUGAUUUUUUUUGCAGACUUCGGAAAAUGCAUGCGCAAAACGACGACGUUGCUCCGCCAAUUCCGGCGUCGCCAAACCACCAAAAAAUUUGA
This is a messenger RNA of Caenorhabditis angaria, 1868 nucleotides long. The record is from the annotation of a GenBank genome assembly. NCBI's taxonomy places the organism in Eukaryota, Metazoa, Nematoda, Chromadorea, Rhabditida, Rhabditidae.